AUGAGAUAAUAAAUCCUUUUAACUUGUUCUUACGAAGACCAUGAGAACAGUCCAAUAAUAGGAAUUUGCACUAAUUAAAAUUGCAAACAUAAAAGAACUUUUUGUAUUGCUUGCAAACCUUAAUUUCAUAUAAAACAUUCAGAUGAUUUGGUUAGAUUAAAUGAAUUCGAUAGUUGGAUUAAAAGUAGAAGAUAAUUGAUUGAACCUGUAAAUCAGCUUAUUGAUGAAGUUUAAUCCUUUUAAAAAUCUCUAAAGUGUUUAGUUGGUAAUGUAGAUUAAAAAAAUCAACCAGAUCUUGAGACUUUAAAUUGUUCAGAAAUAGAGGAGUAUAUUAAUUAAUUAAUUCUUCUCGAAUAAUCAUAAGUUCGGUUGAUUCCAAAGAUUAGAUAAUUAAUUACUUUCCAAGAGAAAUUAAAAAAAGAGAUUGAGAGUCUAAUUUUAAAUAAAGAAUUAAGCGAGAAUGAAUAGUUGACUAUUCAAGAAUUAUGUUACUCAUAACAACUAAAUUCUACUUGUUUAAUUAAAGAUGAUGAAAUUAAAAUAGAAGAGUACAAAGAAACUGACAAAUACACAAAAAUUCAAAUCAGAUUUUCAUAAGAACUAAAAUACGAAGAUAUUACACUUACAAAAGAUUAAUUAAUUGCUUAAGGUGAUCUUUUUGCUCUUUGUGAACCAGUAUUACCAAUGAAUCUUUCAACUAAGUUUGCUUUCAAAUGCCAUGAAAAUGGGAUUUAUAUUGGAGUUUGCAGAAAGGAAUUAAUUUAAAAGGCAAAUUUUAAUCCAAAAUUAAAUAAAAUUGGACAUGGAGCCUAUUUAAUUUUUUGUGAUGGUUCUGUCUACUCACAUUUAGAAAAAGAAAAGAAUUUAACUAACCAAUCAUUCAAGUAUGCUAAGAAUGACAUCAUUUAAGUUUUGGUAUAAAUAGCAGAAUAGAAAAUUACUUGGAUUAAAUAGUCUACGAAUGAAGAAUUUUCUAUGAAAUUAGAGGUCGCUGAAGAUCUUUGUCCUUGUGUGCAAUUAUGGGGAAAACCUGGCACUUAGGUUGAAAUCGUUGAUUUUUGA
This is a messenger RNA of Paramecium tetraurelia, 1062 nucleotides long. RefSeq lists its product as uncharacterized. Gene Ontology annotation, molecular function: protein binding. Lineage: Eukaryota; Ciliophora; Oligohymenophorea; Peniculida; Parameciidae. The record is from RefSeq and is a predicted model, not a curated record. The transcript is spliced from 4 exons.